Molecule: messenger RNA, 774 nt
Organism: Lentinula edodes (shiitake mushroom)
Lineage: Eukaryota; Fungi; Basidiomycota; Agaricomycetes; Agaricales; Omphalotaceae
Exons: 1
Coding region: 1-774 (257 amino acids)
Source: RefSeq, a predicted model, not a curated record
AUGGGUUCUGCUGCUGCUGAUUUCAGGCAGUCGAAGCAAUCCCAAUUCCGCUACCCUUCAUCCACAUGCAGCCAGCCUAUUUUCUCCCCUCGCACUGCCUCUUUUCUGUUCGAAAUUUCCGGAAAAUGGCUUAGGACUUCUCCAGGCUCUCAUCUGAGUUCCUCGCGUCAACGUCUGAAUGGAGAUGGAACAAAUUCAGAUGGAUAUCUGACAGAAAAGUCCUCUUCUCAUCGUCGAAAGCAUUCUGUCGCAGGCAAAUUUCGCGCUUUAACUCUACCGCCAACCGCUGGCCAGAUUAAGCUUUGUCCUUCUCGCCCGAUCUUCCGAAGGACUCCUUCCCCGUCUAUCGGGUCUUCGUCUUCCUUAUCAUCGUCGACUUCGGCACCCGCUGUUCCUCUUCCCAUUCAUUCAUCAACUUCCUGGAUUGGCCGACAAGUCGCUGCCACUCUACAACUCUUCACAAAGACCGAAGGCGAUUCACAGACCAAUGAUGUUCAUCCUUCAACAGACCAUCACCAGCGAUCAGCUUCCCUCGGAAAUAGCGGAGACGUUGCACAGCCUAAAUUCGAAUUCGUGAAGCGCUCAGAAUGGCCUGACCGUGAGGUGGUCGUGCUCAGGAGAGACAAAAGUACGGUUACGCUACACAGAGUCAGGACGAGAGAAAGCUUCAAGUUGGCCAGCUCUGAUCACAAACAGCAAGGAGAUAACAAGGCUCAGGAAAGAAAGCUGUCUGUCACUGACUUGAAUCAAUGGCGGAAAGACGUUAGCAAAUGA